AGCGGGACCCACAGCAUGGACCUGGUGGCUCUGGAGCCCUUCGGGGAGUACGUGUCGCUGCCCGGCCUGGACUGCACCUUCCCAGGCGGCUACAGCAGCUUGUCCGAGCGCCUCCUCUCGGCUCUGCCCGAGGGCACCGUCCUGCUCAACAAGCCAGUGAGGACCAUCCGGUGGCGAGGGUCCUUCCGCGAGGAAGGGGACGAUUCCAGGGAUUUCCCUGUCCGGGUGGAGUGUGAAGAUGGGGACGCCUUUCUCGCCGACCACGUCAUCAUCACUGUCCCGCUGGGUUUCCUCAAGGAACGCCACCAGGAAUUCUUCCAGCCUCCCCUUCCCGAGUGGAAAGUGGAGGCCAUUCGCCGCCUGGGCUUUGGCACCAACAACAAGAUUUUCCUGGAGUUCGAGCAGCCUUUCUGGGAACCUGAGCAGCAGCUCCUGGAAGUGGUGUGGGAGGACGAGUCGCCCCUGGAGGAGCCCAGUGCCGACCUGGAGGCCAACUGGUUCAAGAAGCUCAUCGGAUUCGUGGUCCUCCAGCCCCCGGAGCAGCACGGGCACGUCCUCUGCGGCUUCAUCGCGGGGAAGGAGUCGGAGCACAUGGAGACGCUGAGCGACGCCGAGCGGCUGAAGGAGCAGGGGUGCCCGCAGGUGGUGUUCACCGACUGCCAGCGCGAUGUCGGGGUCAAGAAGAUCGUCCCCCUGGUUGCCCGGCUGGUGGCUGAGGGCCCACGCUACCACAGGGCCGAGAGCUCCGACUUCAACAUCCUGGUGAUCGGCGUGCCCAACGUGGGCAAAUCCUCGCUCAUCAACUCCUUGCGGAGGCUGCACCUCAAGAAGGGGAAAGCCACGGUGGUGGGGGCCGAGCCGGGCAUCACCAGGGCAGUGCUGACCAGGAUCCAGGUCUGCGAGAAGCCCCUGAUGUACCUGGUGGACACCCCUGGUGUGCUGCCCCCGAAGCUGGGGGAUGUGGAGAUGGGCAUGAAGCUGGCACUGUGUGGAGCCAUCCGUGACCACAUGGUGGGGGAGGACAUGAUGGCUGACUACCUGCUGUACACCCUGAACAAGCAGCAGCAGUUCGGGUACGUGCAGCGCUACGGGCUGGGCGAGCCCUGCGACCACAUCGAGCCCGUGCUGAAGCGCGUGGCCCUCGCCCAGGGCCGCACCCAGAAGGUGACGGUGCUGACGGGC
This is a messenger RNA of Manacus vitellinus (golden-collared manakin), 1182 nucleotides long. RefSeq names its product peroxisomal N(1)-acetyl-spermine/spermidine oxidase-like. NCBI's taxonomy places the organism in Eukaryota, Metazoa, Chordata, Aves, Passeriformes, Pipridae. Gene Ontology annotation, cellular component: mitochondrion. The record is from RefSeq and is a predicted model, not a curated record. Gene Ontology annotation, molecular function: GTP binding; GTPase activity; oxidoreductase activity. The annotation marks the transcript as partial. The transcript has 11 exons.